Messenger RNA from Papaver somniferum (opium poppy), 750 nucleotides. RefSeq names its product V-type proton ATPase subunit G 1-like. Gene Ontology annotation, cellular component: vacuolar proton-transporting V-type ATPase complex. The record is from RefSeq and is a predicted model, not a curated record. The coding region runs from base 182 to 514 and encodes 110 amino acids. The transcript has 5 exons. Gene Ontology annotation, molecular function: proton-transporting ATPase activity, rotational mechanism. NCBI's taxonomy places the organism in Eukaryota, Viridiplantae, Streptophyta, Magnoliopsida, Ranunculales, Papaveraceae. Gene Ontology annotation, biological process: proton transmembrane transport.
AAACACCUAAGUUUACAACAACACGUCAAAAUUGGAUUCAUAAAAUUUUCUGACAGAAACGGAUAUUUAAACCUAGGAAGAUCUUUGUGUCUGUUUCUUUCGUUGCAUCUGUCAGCUCUUUGGUUGUUGCUAUAGUUGAAAUCACAUAUUCAGAGGGAAAAAUUAGGUCGAUUAAUUGCAAAUGGAUGGCUUUAAGGGACAAGGUGGUGUACAGAUGUUACUGAGUGCAGAACAAGAGGCCCAACAGAUUGUUGCAAGUGCCAGAAACUUGAAAAACUCGCGAUUAAAGCAAGCGAGAGAAGAAGCAAACAGAGAAAUUGCGCAAUACCGGGCAAAUUUGGAGGCUGAGUAUCAAAAAUCGGUGUCUGAGACAAGUGGUAAUUCGGGCAUGAAUGUGAAACGACUUGAAGAGGAGACUGUUGAAAAGAUCAAGAGCUUGAAGGAUAUGAGUUCAAAAGUUUCUAAAGAUGUUGUUGCCAUGCUUAUGAGGCAGGUCACAACUGUUAAAAACUGAGGAUGUUCCCAGGAUGACGAAGAUGUAGACGGAGGAACAUAAUGCUAUUUAAAGUUCUUAAACUCGACUGAUUCAUUAUUAGUGAACUUAAUCAGAAGAUGUAAGAAGAAGAAGCAGAAGAAGAAAAUAAAGAAAUGAAUUUGUUUUUUAAGAACCUCUAUGUCUUAUGCUUGUUGUAAUAAUUGCAGUUAACUGUUAUUACUUCAAUUCUAUUAGUAAUUUUGUUGUGUUUGUUU